Molecule: messenger RNA, 2469 nt
Organism: Copidosoma floridanum
Lineage: Eukaryota; Metazoa; Arthropoda; Insecta; Hymenoptera; Encyrtidae
Biological process (GO): regulation of transcription by RNA polymerase II
Cellular component (GO): nucleus
Molecular function (GO): RNA polymerase II cis-regulatory region sequence-specific DNA binding; DNA-binding transcription factor activity, RNA polymerase II-specific
Source: RefSeq, a predicted model, not a curated record
UUCUUGCUCUCCGAGCUUACUCGACUUACCCGGCGACGCGGGUCGCACACAAAACAUACUUAAUGGAACUUCUGUUUACGUUUAGUUAACUGGCAGCUUUGAAAACUACGUCAAUAAAACUCGUAAAAAUGUUGGAAAAUCCUAAAAAUCCGGAAAGAUUACUAAAGAUAUCGAAGGAAGAUAAUGACACUCAUACCGGAAGAAGAAUACAAAGUAAAAUAACUCAAUACAUACGGACUCCAAAAAUUGAAGUUGUCUCGCAAAGUACAACUCCAGCAAAGCAGUCCUUCAAUAUCAAAACAAAGUCUGAUAGCUUGUCAAAAGAAGAAAAUGAAUGCGACGAUGAAAUUGUUAAAAGCUCUCAGGUUACGAUUCAAUCUGACUUGAGGAAGAUGGUAAAUAAGUCCAUGCUAAGGAGAGCCAGAAACGAAACACCCAAAUCAUCACCACCAAAAGUGCAGCUACAUUCGCCUGUUUCUGUAAUCGAUAAACUGAGUAUCAGUGAACAAGAAAUCAGCGACAUAUAUCAUGAUAUUGUGGACGAGGAUCCCAUUGAAAUGACUCAUGAUGUGGAUGCUUUGAUAACCAAUGAUACAUUAUCAUCUAAUGUUUUAGAACAUUCACCAAUAGUUAGUCAAACUUGUAAAAUAGAAGCACCACGGAUAAAAGAUUGUUCUAAAUCACCUCAAAAAAACGAAACGAAAAGAAAAUCGCCUUCUAAAACUUCUACAACAGUAACAAACUCGGAGAAAAGUAAAACAAACCAUACAACUCCCGAUCUUCCACAACCACAGUUAACAAGACUGUCUGAUCUGAAAGUCAAGUUGGAACACAAAGUUCCACCACAACAUUUCAUUUUAUCACAAUCAAUAAGUCGGCCUCUGGAUGAAAAAAAAACUAUUUUAUUCAAAAAAUAUGGGCUCUUGAAAAAGGGACCAUUUUCCUUAAAAGAAGAUGAAAUGAUAAAAAAAAAUUGGAAAAGAUUUUGCAAUAUUCAUGAAUGGAACGAAAAAAAUGUCAAACCUUUUUUAAAUAUGAAACCUGAUAGAAUGUUCAUAAUUCCUUUGAGAGAGCAAAGAUUACAAUUUGUACAAUUUAUAGCAAAUGGAUUACCUUGGAGAAGUUUGUGCAGUGUUUACUUAAGGUUUAGAAAUUUAUAUAAUACUGAUUUAUUCAAUAAGAAUGAUGAUAAAAUCAUUAUGAAUUAUAUCUCACGUACACCAAAAAAUGAAAGGAAAAAUCAUAUUUCUUAUUUGGCAAAAGAAUUAAAAAGAAAAAAAAAGUCUGUAUUCAAUCGUUACCACAGCUUGUUGAAAAAAUCAAACUUAAAACGUGAUAAAAAAUCGACUUAUAGCAGUAUCAGAAGAAAAAAGUCACAGAAAAAAUCAGAAUUGGUUCACAACAAAGUUUCUACUAACGUUGAGUGGACAUAUCCAGUUGUAAGAAAAUUUCUUGAUGAAAUGCUUGAAUUAACAUCUUGCUCCCAUAUUAGUGAAUUAAAAAAUCAAGUAUAUGACAAAAACAUAUGGAAUCAAUUAGGGAGUAAAUUAGAUAUUGACCGUGUUGUUCUGAAAAAAUUUUGGUACCUCCAGCUCCACAUGCAGCUCUUUUGCCCUAAGCCAAUUUAUUUAAACGAUUUUAAGAUUGAAUUGAUUGAGUAUUUGUUUAAGAAGCAAGCAGAGGAACUAGAAAACUUAGAGUGGGAAGCUAUUUGUUUGGAUUUUGAUGGAACAACUCCUUUAUUUUUGUCACAAAUGUUUGACCAAUUAACACAACGUGUCAAAAAAAUGUUUAAAGACUACAGUUUAACUGAAAUUGUUAAUUACUUAUUCAGGGAUUAUAUACCCAAAUUGAUGGAAAGAGAGACAGAUGUAGUUUUGCCAAAAUUGAAUUCUAAACUUCAACGUGUGUUCACUAUUUCCGAAAAAAAAGUACCAAGUAGUCUGCUGAAAGAUCCAUUAGAUCAUGAUUCCUUUUAUCUUAAAGAAUUAAAAAAUCAUAUGCUUUUGGGAUGCAUUUGGAGAGAAAUGGAAAAAGAGCUAGAAAUUGAUCAUACAUUGCUAAAAAGUUUUUGGAUAAGAAAAUUGCACUUGCAUGUAAGUACUAAAACAAAGUCUAAAAUUUAUAUUAAUAUCCAAGUAAAUUAUUUUUUUCCAAAUUCUCAAUUUUUUUUCAGUUUAUACAAACAUAAAUUAACGACUAGAAUAAACUGGUUCAAAAUAGUUACAUAUUUCGAUGGCUACACCAAAGAAUUUUUGCAGGUUGCUUAUAAUAAAAUACUGAAGGAUGCAAGGCAAGCUAGAAAGUCUAAUAAUCCAUCAGUGCUUCUAAAUUAUUUGUACAAUAAAUACAUUCCAUUUUUGAUAAAUGAGAAGCACGAUAGAAUCUUACCACGUUUGAAGUAUACAAACAAUAAACUAGAGUUCAUUGACAUGGAUUAAUGGAAUUAAAAAAAUUUAUAAAUACUUA